Terrapene triunguis (Three-toed box turtle) is the source of this 1395-nucleotide messenger RNA. It is a transcript of the gene PRKAR1A, whose product is annotated as protein kinase cAMP-dependent type I regulatory subunit alpha. Bases 3 to 1151 code for a protein of 382 amino acids. Gene Ontology annotation, biological process: regulation of protein phosphorylation. The transcript is spliced from 10 exons. Gene Ontology annotation, molecular function: cAMP-dependent protein kinase regulator activity. NCBI's taxonomy places the organism in Eukaryota, Metazoa, Chordata, Testudines, Emydidae. Gene Ontology annotation, cellular component: cAMP-dependent protein kinase complex. The record is from RefSeq and is a predicted model, not a curated record.
CAAUGGCAGCCUCUAGCAGCAACAGCAGCGAGGAGGAGCGUAGCCUCAGAGAAUGUGAACUCUAUGUCCAAAAACACAACAUCCAGCAGCUUCUGAAGGACUGCAUUGUACAGCUGUGUACAGUCCGACCUGAGAGACCCAUGGGAUUCCUCAGGGAAUAUUUCGAAAGACUGGAGAAGGAGGAAGCAAAACAGUUGUUGAAUCAACAGAAAUCUGGGUCACGCUCAGACUCGCGUGAGGAUGAAAUCUCUCCUCCUCCACCUAUGAACCCUGUGGUGAAGGGCCGAAGAAGACGUGGGGCCAUCAGUGCAGAAGUCUACACAGAAGAGGAUGCUGCAUCUUAUGUUAGAAAGGUUAUUCCUAAAGAUUACAAGACUAUGGCUGCUUUGGCUAAAGCAAUUGAGAAGAAUGUGCUAUUUGCCCAUCUUGAUGAUAACGAAAGAAGUGACAUCUUUGAUGCUAUGUUCCCAGUCACCUACAUUGCAGGCGAGACUGUGAUCCAGCAAGGUGAUGAAGGAGAUAACUUCUACGUUGUCGAUCAAGGAGAAAUGGAUGUAUACGUGAACAACGAGUGGGCAACCAACGUUGGUGAAGGUGGCAGCUUUGGAGAACUUGCCCUGAUUUAUGGAACACCCAGAGCAGCAACUGUCAAAGCAAAAACAAAUGUGAAAUUGUGGGGUAUUGACAGAGACAGCUAUAGAAGAAUCCUUAUGGGCAGUACAUUGAGAAAGAGAAAGAUGUAUGAAGAAUUCCUUAGUAAAGUAUCUAUAUUGGAAUCUCUGGACAAGUGGGAGCGUCUCACUGUAGCUGAUGCCUUGGAACCGGUCCAAUUUGAGGAUGGACAGAAAAUUGUGGUGCAGGGAGAACCAGGAGAUGAGUUCUUUAUUAUCUUAGAGGGCACAGCUGCAGUAUUACAGCGGAGGUCGGAGAAUGAAGAAUUUGUUGAAGUGGGCAGACUGGCGCCUUCUGAUUAUUUUGGUGAAAUAGCUCUAUUGAUGAACCGUCCUCGUGCUGCCACAGUCGUUGCUCGUGGCCCAUUGAAAUGUGUAAAGCUUGACCGACCCCGAUUUGAGCGUGUCCUGGGUCCGUGCUCGGAUAUUCUCAAACGAAACAUCCAGCAGUACAACAGCUUUGUAUCCCUGUCUGUCUGAAAUUUUGCUCCCUCUCAAAUACAUGCUUCACGAAUGCAGACUGCUUUAUUCCCUUGUGCAGAGCCACACGGCCACUGGCAUUUGCAGCUUUCCUGUCUGUUUAAAGAAAAAUUGCUUUAUCAAAGCGUCGUUUUUAUUUUCGAGCAUUAGUUCUGUGCUCUCUAUCCCGUUAAAUAGAAAGAGUUCUAUGGAGACUUUUGCUGUUACUGCUUCUCUCUAUGCAAUGUCUAGUGUCCGAGUUGGU